AAUGAUAUUCUUCCGAGGAUCUCUCUUACCUCUCGGCUUUCCCCAAAACGUGUAACCUUAACGAUUUCUUUGGGGGGCUUUCUAUGGGACGACGAUCGUCUUUUAUGAAGCACCACAGAUUAUUGUCGUCGUGGUGGUUAAACUGGCCCAGUCAAUACUUCUGGUCGCUCUCAUGGACUUCCGGCCUAGCGAGAACGAAGACGCCACGGAUCAGGUUAGCCAGAUCUUAAGCUUAUCAGAUGGACAUCGAUUAAUUCCUGAUACACCUUACGACCGAGUUUUGAGUCUUCCCGCAUUGAAUACUUCACUACCUAGCUCAGCCAGGCAAAUCUUCCAUCGUCGAAGUCAAAUUCCAGAGGAUCCACCAUCUAUUUUUCCAAGUUUUGCUGCAGGAAAUCACGGUGAUUCCGACUCGGAUUCCUUCAGAAUCGAGUCACAGAUCGAAAUAUCACGUGGCACGUCUAGAAGGUCAACCAUGGACCCAGACCCAACUAAACUCGAGCAGUUUUUAGAUGACGAUGAUGACGACGUUCAAGAAUCAAAUGGUAAUAACUCGUCGGAGAUAACUAUUGCGAUUGACGAAGUGGAGGAAAUCUCUUCCACAACAGAUAAUGAAGAAAAAGAUGUGAGUGACACGGAAGGGGCCAUAGUCAGUGCCAAGGACCAACGGACUGAUCACCCACUCCUCAAGAAGUCUCAUUUGUGGGAGUACGUUACCAAUGUAGCCUCGAGCCCUAUUGGCACUCAAAUCACUCAAGGUAUGCGUCUUCGCAAAAUAUCUGCCGUAAAUCCACACCCAAGACGAAAUUCGGAGGAUGGAGUUCCAAAAUCGUCCAAACAUAUCCACCAAAUGCGCAAAAAAGUGAGCGUCACCUCACAAGAUGGUAAAAAGAAAAGCAAUCAGCAAGAUCUUGCUCUCGCUAUUAUCGAAGGUAAUUUACCAAAGGUUGAAGAGAUUGUUGACGCCUACACCUCUCUCUAUGGAUCUAAUGGCUUUGACUUGAUUCUAAACUAUCGGUACAAUAUCAAUCCCAAGACGUUUUCCAUUGCGAUGGCUCAAGAUCAACCUGUCAGUGGCUCUAGUAUCUCCUUGGGCGAGCAAUUGGACAUGUUUCAAGGCCUCUCUUGUCUCCACAUUGCUUGUGCCUUUGAUCAGGAACAGAUUUUAGCCUAUUUCAUCCGAUACGGAUCGUCGGUCUUGAAACUGGUUACCCCCUCACAACAAUCGCUACUCCACACGUGUUGCUGGUUUGGUACUCUGGCUCCAUUGACCAUGGUUAUCCAAUAUGGUGGGAACGUUAACCUGGUAAAUGCACUUAGACACACUGCACUUCAUUUAGCCGUUCUCAAAGGCCAUCAUCCGUGCGUGAAGGCGCUCAUUAAAAGUGGAGCCUCAUUGGAGUGUCAAGAUGAGGGAGGAAAUACGCCAUUGCACGCCGCUGUUUUGGCGGGAAGUUAUGAUUGCGCUCAGGAGCUGAUUCAUUAUGACGUGGAUGUGAAUAAGACCAACUGCGACAACGGGACCCCCAUCCAUUAUGCAUCAAGUGUACCAUUGGUUACACUAUUAAUGAACAAUGGAGCCGACCCAAAUAUAUGCCUUUUCGAAGGGGACUCGAAAGGGAUGACCGUUUUCAACCUCUUGUUGGAGAAGAUGCCGGAGGGAUGCAACGAAAUCCUGUCAAAAUAUCUGACGUCCAACGGAAAAUCACUAGGUGCUAUCGAUCUGGAGGUCAAGUAUGAUUUCGAUUUAUUUUAUCAAGAGUAUCUACGCAAUCCUGAAGAGGGCGAGAUCGGGAUCUUGCGGAACGUGGCCCAAGCUGAUCAGAGAGAUAUCCUCAAGCACCCGGUGAAUGAGAGUUUUCUGCACAUGAAAUGGCUCCUCUUGAAGAACUACUUCCGAUUUUACGUGCUUGCCUACUGUCUGUUUCUAUUCACUUUCACGGCCUUGGUGUUCAUGCAAUUUUCACCGGUCAUGGCCUCCAUGGACCCUGAAUUUCGGUCCACGGCCUCAUUUGUGUGUCUCAUCAUUUCAUACGUGGCCGUGUGCAUCUUAAUCAUAAAGAAUAUGUACUUGUUGGUAUACAACUUCAGACUCUACGCUCAAACCCUACAGAACUUUGUGGAGGUGGUCAUGAUUGCACUCUGCGGGGUAUUUCUGGCCUUUUAUCACGCAAUGGGAGCGACUGAUGUGGCCGUUCACUUGUCAGCACUUUCGUUAUUCGCAUCUUGGUUCAAUUUCACUCUGCUCAUUGGGAAACUUCCAUUCGCCGGGAUCUACAUUAACAUGAUUGCUGGGAUCACCAAGGAUCUACUGAAGUUCUUAUUCUUGUACACAAGCACAAUAGUGGCCUUCGGUCUUUGCUUUCACAUCCUUGGCCACCACCACGAGCAUUUUGAGGAUCCCUUGAGUUCCAUUCUGUGCAUGUUGGCCAUGAUGGUCGGGGAAUUCAAUUUUGGCGACAUUUUCCUGAACUCGAAAAUCAGAUAUCCGAUCACGACUCAGAUCAUGUUUGUGCUCUUUCUACUGCUAGUCUCCAUCAUCAUUAUGAACCUCUUGGUCGGUUUAGCCAUCAGCAAUAUAACAGCUCAAUUCCAAUCGGCCGGUGUUUAUCGGCUGAAAAUGACUGUGCUCUUGAUUCAGAUGAUCGAAGAUGUGCUCUCACUUGUGUCAAAGAUUCUACCUUGUUGUUUCAAGGACAGCGGUCUGUUCAACCACUUACAAGCUAAGCAGAGGACCGAUGUCGAAGCACCUUCGAAACUACGAGAUACAUGUGUUUACAUUUAUCCUAAUCAAUCAAAGUCAACGAUUUACGUAUUGGACGGAAAAGGGCGGAAACGUCCAGUGGGAUUUGAUCUUCCCCCUUGGAUUCUGGCCAACACAUUCAAGAUUCUAGCCCGUGAACACGAGAGCACGGCAUCGUCCUUGCAAGCCACAUCCGAUCGGAGAAGGCAAGAUGACCGAUUGGUCCGAUUGACCCAAGAUGUCAAGCUCAUGAAGCGAGAGCUGUCCAUCAUAAGAGGGGAAAUUCAAUCGCUCGCCUCCUUAAUAAGGGGUGGAAGGAG
Molecule: messenger RNA, 3063 nt
Organism: Tigriopus californicus
Lineage: Eukaryota; Metazoa; Arthropoda; Copepoda; Harpacticoida; Harpacticidae
Product: transient receptor potential channel pyrexia-like
Biological process (GO): monoatomic ion transport; transmembrane transport
Cellular component (GO): membrane
Molecular function (GO): monoatomic ion channel activity; protein binding
Source: RefSeq, a predicted model, not a curated record